AUGGGCGGGCUCUCCCCUCCGCUGCCCCACAACUCGUGGCGGGGCCACUGCGGGGAGCAGACUCCGGCCUCCUCUUCCUGGGGACAGCCUGACCAGGGCGAGGACGACCCCUCCCCUCCCGCAGCCUGGCUGUCGGAAAGAGAGCCCUUCGGCACCCUUCGCUCGUGGGUCACGGCACGAGGGGAGGAGUGCCCAGCCCGGCGGGAAUACCUGGCCCCAGUUCCCCCGCACGCCGGCGCUGCUGCUGCUGCCGCCGCCUCCGGCGAAAAGCCCUCCUGCAGUCUCCCCCGCCGGUUGGGGUCGGGCCCGGCCGCCUCCUUCCCUCCGUACCUGCGGCCCGCCGCCGAGAGGGAUGAGCGCCGCCAUCUUCCUCCUCCUCCUCCUCUCGCUCUGCCGGGAAGGGACCACAGCGCCCCUAGCGGCGGCGCGGACAGGCGCCGCGGAGGGAGGGGCGCUCACGGGCCCCCUUUCCUGCCGUUGGGAGCGGCUCCCCGCCUCGCGUUUCCUGCCCCGGGAGGGAAACGGGAAGAGCGCUGCGCGCGCACUCACACCUGCCCACCCGCGGAGGGAGGGGAAGGCGCGACGGACCGCCCAGCAGCUCCCCCCCCUCCCACCCGCGCCCGCCCAGGCAAGAAGAGGCGCCAGGCCCUGCUGCUGCGCGAACCGAGUUUUAUUCAACUUCUCCGGAGCGCCUCCUUCGCCACCUAG
Messenger RNA from Gekko japonicus, 708 nucleotides. RefSeq names its product U1 small nuclear ribonucleoprotein C-like. Bases 1 to 708 code for a protein of 235 amino acids. The transcript has 2 exons. The record is from RefSeq and is a predicted model, not a curated record. Lineage: Eukaryota; Metazoa; Chordata; Lepidosauria; Squamata; Gekkonidae.